This is a messenger RNA of Coregonus sp. 'balchen', 2304 nucleotides long. NCBI's taxonomy places the organism in Eukaryota, Metazoa, Chordata, Actinopteri, Salmoniformes, Salmonidae. The record is from the annotation of a GenBank genome assembly.
CUCUUAGAGGCUGGUUCACGGGUUGAAGGUCCUUUCACUCCGACAUCUUGACGGUGGGACAUCAUGGUAAGGGCAUAGCGUGAUUUUUCAUUAAAUUCGAUGGCGAACAAAACAUUUUACUCGGAAAAUGACAGUCUGGAUAGAACCGGAUGCGUAGUUGGAAAAUAUUAUUCGUCCGCAGCGUCCUGACCGUGGUUAUGGAUGGAAUAACUCCAUUUGAUAUUCCAGUUGGCCAUGCUUCCUAGUUAACGUUACAUGCGGCUGGCAGUACUGAUGGUGCACUGCAUGAUCAGCCGACCAUAAGAUCAUGUUGCCUAUCGUGGCCCCUUUUGUAGAGAUCUCAGUCCGACAUUUCCCACACAAAUGUAUCAAUUGAUCAGAUUAUGCAAACUGCACGCCAGUUCUCUGCAGACCACUGUUGGCCUAACUGAAGCCGGUUGUUGACUAACAAGUUAGCUUUCAACAUGUAGCUAGGCCCUAGUUAGUUAGCUUAGGCUUAUCUAACGUUUUGAAUUUGUCACACUAAAAUGUUCAAGGUUAACAUCAUAUUUGGUUAAAUUCCAAUUGAGGGACUCGUGGCUACCUGAAUUCGCUAACCAACGUGUUACUCUUAUCUAAUGUUAAGAAGUUAGUGCACUUAAACAUUUCCAGCUAACGUUAGCUAGUUUUGGUAAAAGUGUGUUGGUUAAUUCAGCAUUAGUUGGAUAAUGGUACUGCGAUCUGUAUUAUUCCAGCCUCCUAAGGACGCCAAAGGGAAGGGGAAGGAUUCCGGGAAGUCCAAAAAGGACAAGGAUCCAGCCAACAAAUCUGGAGGCAAAGCCAAAAAGAAGGUAUGUCCUCGUAUCCUGAUCUUUUUGGGGGCGUUUAGAUAUUACUUUGUGGUCAUACUGGUUAAACUGUCAGGAGUGUGAGCAACAUCAACAACCUCUCCAUUUCCCCUGAGCAGAAGUGGUCCAAGGGAAAGGUGAGAGAUAAGCUCAACAACCUGGUCCUCUUCGACAAGGCCACCUACGAAAAAUUGAACAAGGAAGUGCCCAACUACAAGCUCAUCACACCAGCAGUUGUGUCUGAGAGGCUAAAGAUCAGAGGCUCUCUGGCCAGGGCUGCCCUCCAGGAACUGCUCAGCAAAGGUAAACUCUGAACCCUACUCUGAUUCUCAAGCAGUGUUCACUCGUAGUGAAAGUGCGUAUAGUACAUGUUUGUCAGAAUAGGCAGGCACCCUUUUGUAUGGAUUCCUUUCUGGUUCACUGCGCUGUCAUGUCUAUCUACAAUAUUAUCUGGUUCAAUUUUGAGCUUUGCUACAGUGAACCCGAAGUUUGAGUCUACAAGGCACGGACUCUCAUGGGUCUGCCGCAGAGCCAACUGGUAGAUACUUUUACAAAGCUGUUAAGCCAGCAUUUCAACAACUCUUACUACAAAGUGAACAUGUUUUCUAAUGUACAUCAGUUCUGUUCUCUUUAAAACAUCACUUCUAACCCCAGUCGGCAGAAGUCCUCCUUCAGGGGAAGAAGAUACAAGCAUUUCGCUUCACCCACAAUAACAUCUGCUAAAUAUGUGACCAAUAAAAUUUGAUUUUGAAGAUACUGUCGUUUUGGUAAACAUUGGCACUGAUCAGUGACUACCAAGACUGGCACUGCAACUUGAUGUCUGCUCUUUCAGCAUCAUGUCUUGUGGAUAUUGUCUUAACUUGUCAGGGCAGUGAGUGGGUCAGUUGGUAAUGUGGAACCAUAGAAUUUCAAUAUCUGUACAAAAUAACUGACACGUUCCAUUCUGCCACCCCUCUAGGCAUGAUCAAGUUGGUGUCGAAACACAGAUCGCAGGUGAUCUACACACGUAACACCAAGGGUCCUGAGGAGGAGGGUGGCGUUGUGGUUCCGGACAAGCCUGAGAAGCCAGAGAAGCCUGAGAAGGCAGCAAAGGCAGCAAAGGCAGAGAAGGAAGAGAAAGCAUAAACCGGUAUGUGUUAUGCUAGUAGGCCUGAUGGAACUAGCCUACGUUCUAUUAAAAAGAACUGAAGAUUCCUCACUGCAAUUCACUGUUGCUGAUAUUACCUGAUGUUAACAGGCCAGGUUGGAGGACUACUGCUAUGAAUCACAUCUAAAACCAUCUUGUCUUCUUCAGGUUGUGAUUCCUGCAUUCAGAUGUGUGAUGUAAGGUGAAUAAAAUUCUGAAAAGAUACAUUUGCCGUUAAUUUUUUUAUUUCCCUUGUAGUAUUAUCUUACUCUCACUGAUGUCUGUGUACUCAUAAUUUUGAAGAGACUUUAUAGCUCCAGAUGUAGGGCAGAGAUUCAUUCAUAUUGUUUC